CCAUCAGCCUAAUCUUACUUAUCAAUAAGAAAUGUUUAAGUUCAUUCUGAUUAGCUGGACAAACGCAAACAAUGAAAAACUGAUGAAAUAACAAAAGUUUCGUUAAUGGCAAGUGCUAUCAGCGCUAUCAAAUAAACCAUUGAUUAGAAAAUGCAUAACUAGGGAACCCAGUCGUGCGCCGAAUACCAGUUUGCCGUCGAUCGGCCAGCAGAACGGACGCGAGUCGCGAGUUAGAAACUCUUACUAUAAAAAUAAAAGGAUACUAAAACUUAAGAUGGGUUUAAGGAACUCCAAGCCAAAGCAGAGCUAUGAGUUCAAAGCUGCGGAGCCAGCUCCAAAGGCGCAGCUGAACUCUGACCCCCCAGCUCCGGUCACCAAGUCGCAGCCAGAGAUCGAUCGCAGCCAUCUGGCGCCCAAGUGGCUGAAUCAAACGCAAUUCGAGGAACUACUAGCCGAGAAUGUAGCUGAAUUCUCCAAAAUUGUGGGUUUCCGGGUGAAACCCGCCAUGGCCCCCGGCGAGAACUAUGCCACUCUCAUGCUGAGGAUCAGCAUAGAUGUGGAGCUCACUGACAAGAGCACCAAGCUGGUUUCCUUCAUGAUGAAAGUUCCUCAUGAAUCCGAGCAAAUGGAGCAAAUGAUGGCCCUUGCUAACUUUUUCACCACCGAGAAUACGGCCUAUAUUGACAUUCUACCGAAACUGGAGGAGCUCUACAAGGCCAAGGGUCUGGACAUCAGGUUUGCUCCGCGAGCAUUCCGAGUGGACGCCACCAAGGAGCCCAAGCUGGCCAACACGGUGCUGAUGAACGACCUGGGUCAGGAUGGUUUCAAGAACCUAAAUCGCCUGGAGUGCCUGAAUUUGGAACAGGCCAAGUUUGCUCUUACGAAAUUGGCCCAGUUCCAUGCAGCCGGUGCCAGGUUGGUUCAGGUGAAUGGACCCUAUCCGGAUGUAUUUGUAAAUGGCAUGCUGGGAGACAACAAGGAGGCCGCAAUGGCCUUUAUGGAAGGAAUGUUGGCAUCUUUUCGCACCGCGUUUCUGGCCAAUCUGGACAAGUUCAAGAACGGAGAAGCCUAUCGCGAGAAGCUGGAAAAAAUCCUUGGCGGCCUAACCACGGAGUUCAUGAAAAUUGGUAUCAUAGAUGAAGAAGAGUUCAAUGUCCUGAACCAUGGCGAUUGCUGGGUGAAUAACAUGCUCUUCAAGGUGGGCGCCCAGGGGAAGUUGGAGGACAUGGUCUUUGUCGAUUUCCAGAACCCCAAAUACGGCACCAACACCAUGGACGUGCUGUACUUCAUCAUGACCUCGGUGCACAUAGACUACAAGCUGGACUACUUUGACUACCUGGUCAGGCAUUACCACGAACAGCUGACCAAGCACUUGAAUAUUCUGGGAUACACUGGACACAAGCCAUCUCUGAGGGAAAUGCACAUGAAGAUGAUCAAGUACGGGGGAUGGGUUCUAUUCCCAACCAUUGCCGUGUUGCCCGUGGUUCUCCUGGAUCCCAGCGAGUCAUCCACUUUUGACAACUUUCUGGCAGAAAGCGAAGCUGGCGUUAAUUUCAAGACCUCUUUGUAUGUCAACAAGCGGUAUCAUGGAUAUAUCGAACGAAUUCUGCCAUGGUUGGAGAACAGGGGUUUCCUGGAACCGAGUACUGAACCAAUUCUAACUCAACCGCCUGCAUCGGAGCCUGUACAGCCAGAGCAGCCUGAGAAUCCUGACCAGAUCCUGGACUGGCUUAAUAUAAGCGACUUCAAGGAGAUCAUCUCAGCCAGCGAACCCAAUUUUGAGAAGAUCGUAAGCGGUUCCUGGAAAUCAGCCACGAAACCUGGUGACAACUUUGCUUCCAAGCUCUUGAAGGUUGACAUCGAGGCUCAGUUAAAAGAUAAUACCGUCAAGGCCUUCUCCUACAUCCUAAAAGUGAACACAGGCGCCGGAAUGAUCAACUUCGCCGAUCUUAAUCUGUUUCCCAAGGAGAUCGAGAUGUACAGCAAAUAUGUGCCCGCGUUUGAGCAGCUCUACAGGGACGCUGGAUUGCCCGUCACAUUCAGUGCCAAGUCCUUCCGACUCAGCAAGGAUGUCAGCGAAGAGUAUCUGAUUUUGGAGAACCUGCAGACGGCCGGUUUCAAGAUGUGCGAUCGCAUGAAGGGAAUGGACUUGGAGCACACCAAGUCAACGUUGAAGAAACUGGCUCAGUGGCAUGCAGCCUCUCUGAAAUACAAGGAACUUAAAGGACCCUACCCACCGAAAUACAACAAUGGUAUUUUUUCAGAGCAAACCGCUGAUAUGUUUAAGGCUAUAUUCACCCAAACGAAGAAGACAUUCAUGGAGGAGGUGGCCAAGUUUGACGGCGUUGAUGAGUACCUGCAAAAAUUGCCUGCGAUUAUGGACAAUCAUGUGGACAAAAUUAUUGAAGAUGCCAAAAUCAAUGAGGACGAGUUCAAUGUGCUCAAUCACGGCGAUGCUUGGAUCAACAACAUCAUGUUCCAAUACGACUCGGAGGGUCGUGUCAAGGAAACCUUCCUACUGGAUCACCAAGUCACGAAGUACGGAAAUCCUGCCCAGGACCUGUACUACUUCAUAAUGAGUUCCACUCAGCUGGACAUUAAGGUCGAUCAGUUUGACUCUCUCAUCCGGUGGUAUCACCAAAACUUGGUGGAACAUGCUAAAUUGUUAAAGUACAAUGGCUUUGUACCCUCUCUAAAGGAACUGCAUAUCAUCUUAAUAGAGCACCCAACUUUUGCGGCUGUAACCAUGCUCUCCACCCUGACGGUUUGCCUUAACAAAGCUGAUGAUAAUUUCUCCGCCGAUGGCUUUUUGGGAGAGAAUAAGGAAGCAGAAUCCUUGAGAUCGGCACUUUUCAGCAACGAGCGUUACAGGGCCCACAUAGAGCGCGUUAUGCCAUGGUUAAAUAGACGAGGACUUCUUGACGCUUUCGCCACUGAGAAAGCCCAAUAAUUACUCUUAGACUAGACUAAAACAAUAAAGAGCUUUUUCAUCAGCUGUA
Molecule: messenger RNA, 2999 nt
Organism: Drosophila biarmipes
Lineage: Eukaryota; Metazoa; Arthropoda; Insecta; Diptera; Drosophilidae
Exons: 7
Coding region: 275-2950 (891 amino acids)
Source: RefSeq, a predicted model, not a curated record